Molecule: messenger RNA, 685 nt
Organism: Heteronotia binoei (common prickly gecko)
Lineage: Eukaryota; Metazoa; Chordata; Lepidosauria; Squamata; Gekkonidae
Product: peptidoglycan recognition protein 3-like
Exons: 5
Coding region: 125-685 (186 amino acids)
Biological process (GO): peptidoglycan catabolic process
Molecular function (GO): N-acetylmuramoyl-L-alanine amidase activity; zinc ion binding
Source: RefSeq, a predicted model, not a curated record
AUCCUCCAGCCACCCUUAAAAAGAGGAGAGGCAAUCCACGGUUUUCUUUUUUUUACAGUGAAGGGUUUACCCAGGGAAGACACAGGUUCUUUCUAAGGCAUUUGGGACAGAAGCUGACGACAAGAUGGUCAAGGAGGAAAUUGUGCUCUUUGUUCUUUGUGCGCUGUCGCAAGCUACUGGCUGUUUUCAGCUCAUCACCCCAUCCAGAUGGGGGGCUAAACCUGCCAACUGUUCAGCCCCACUGAAAGAUGUUCUACCUGAAAAUGUCAUCAUCAGCCACACAGCUGGUACUCCCUGCCAAACAAAAGAAGAGUGCAGCAAUGUAACGAGAAAUGUGCAAGAUUAUCAUCAAGGGGUCAAACACUGGUGUGACAUUGCCUACAGCUUCCUGAUUGGUGAGGAUGGGUAUGUGUAUGAGGGGCGGGGCUGGCGUGCUGAAGGAGCCCACACCCUUGGCUACAAUGACUUGUCCCUCGGAAUUGCUUUCAUUGGCCUCUUCACAGAAAGGUCUCCCAACGAAGCAGCGUGGAAAGCCCUGAAGUGCUGGCUUGACUUCUCGGUCAAGGUGGGCUACCUGCAUCCCGACUACCUUUUAAGGGCUCACAGCGAUGUCAGCGAUAUCAUCUCUCCCGGAGAGCAUGUCCGUGAAGUCAUUUCAAAGUGGCCUCAUUAUAAGCACCAGUGA